Molecule: messenger RNA, 1818 nt
Organism: Pseudozyma hubeiensis SY62
Lineage: Eukaryota; Fungi; Basidiomycota; Ustilaginomycetes; Ustilaginales; Ustilaginaceae
Product: protein phosphatase
Exons: 1
Coding region: 1-1818 (605 amino acids)
Biological process (GO): protein dephosphorylation
Molecular function (GO): protein serine/threonine phosphatase activity
Source: RefSeq, a predicted model, not a curated record
AUGAUCAAGUCGGCUGCUGCGGUGGUCGCCGGACCAUCCCGUCUGCGAUCAGCAGUGUCAAUAGCGUCAACAGCAUCGCGAUCCGGGCAGGCUAGCUCGGCAUCGUUCGCGACGUGCUCCUCAUCCCGCUCAUGGCAUCAUCAUCAUAGAGACUUCGCUGCAUCUUCAACACGAUCUCCCUUGCGAAGCAAAGGCAAGCAACGAGCCAUAGAGCCAUCCACCCUGCCGCCAACGUCGUGCGCAUGCCAUUUCCAACAGCGCCGUCACCAACAGACGUUCGUUCGCACGCUCUCGCCAUCAGGCGGUCAAGCCCGCAUCCAACUCAAAUCCACCCGCAAUGGCGUCUUCGGUCUGUCGACCAGCCGUGGUACACGCGCGUACCAGGAAGAUACCGCCUCGGUCUCGUGCCUCCACGUACCCAUAGAAGAGUUGAGGCGCAACUACCUCAAGCUCCAUUCGCUCUCGUCGUCAGCUGCGGGCGCCGCUGCAGCGAAUGCUGCGUUGGAAUGGGAUCCGGAGAAGGCGGGGGGAGAAGAGCUGGCCGGCCAGGUAGUCUGGUUUGGCUGCUUCGAUGGGCACGGCGGUCAGCAGGUGUCGAGCUUUCUCAGGGACCAUCUGCAUACUACGUUCGAGACCGUAGAGAGCGACAUGGUCACAGACACGGUGCAGUAUACGAGGGAGCUUGGAGGGUACUUUCGUCGAUUCACGGGUGGAGUGUUGGAGCGAUGGGUGCGCAAAGAUAGACUCAAGCCGGUGCGAGCAGGUCCGGCGCCGGGGCGCAGACCUCCAGUAGUGGCUGCUGCUGCUCCUCCCAAGACGCAAACAGCCGAAGACAAGCAAGAGAGCUCCACUCGAACGACAGGCUCGGAGGAGCAGGUGGAUCAUUUGACGAAACCAGAAUCCUUGUCGGACAUGCUGAGCCAUGAAGGCAAACCACAGGAAUCGAGCAAGACACUUCUGCAGCCGACGCGUCAAGAAGGAGCCAUCAAGAUUGGGGGCAGCGCAGACGGGCUGGGCAAGAAGGCAACGGACAACCAGACACCAACAGGAUUUGCAGAACAGGGCUGGGAUCGACUUAUCGAGCGCAUCCCGCCUCCCGAGGGCAUGGAGAAGGAAACCAUGACGAUGGCCGAGCGUCUCACUCUGGCCUGGCUUGUCGCCGAUAGACAGAUCCAGUCAUCGCCCAAGUUGGACGUCGGAGGCAGUACUGCCUCGGUGGCACUGCUCCACUCGCUCGACAUGCCGUCGCUGCCAUGGUACUCUUCCGAGUAUGUGGGCGUGCACGUGGCGCACGUUGGCGAUACGCGCGUGCUCAUGUGCUCUGUCAAAGACGGCAAGGCUAUCCCAUUGACGAGCUACCAUCAUCCUGACGAUCGGUCCGAGUCUGAGCGACUGCGCAAGAUGGGCGCGGGCAUGAUCACCGACUCGUUCGGCGAGGCGAGGUGGAUGGGCGCGCUGGCCAACACGCGAGCGUUCGGCGACUCGCGAUUCAAAAAGGUGGGCAUCACGGUGGAGCCCGAGAUCUUUUCGCAGGUGGUGCGUGGCAGCGACUACGGCUUCCUGAUCGCGUUCAGCGACGGCGUGGGUGGAGUCAUGUCGGAUCAGGAGGUGGUGGAUUUGUGCAGAAACGCGAAACACCCAACGCAGGCAGCGCAGAACGUGCUUACGUUUGCAGAGGAGCUGGGCGCGCAGGACAACUGCACGGUCAUGGUGAUCCCGCUCAAAGGAUGGGGUCAGGUGGGAGGUCAGGAUCUGACUAGGGAGAGGCGAGAAAUGCGCAGGUCCAAGAUCGAUGUGUUCCGUGACAACCGCAGGUGA